This is a messenger RNA of Limanda limanda (common dab), 4224 nucleotides long. It is a transcript of the gene arfip2b, whose product is annotated as ADP-ribosylation factor interacting protein 2b. The record is from RefSeq and is a predicted model, not a curated record. Gene Ontology annotation, biological process: regulation of Arp2/3 complex-mediated actin nucleation; intracellular protein transport. Gene Ontology annotation, cellular component: trans-Golgi network membrane. Lineage: Eukaryota; Metazoa; Chordata; Actinopteri; Pleuronectiformes; Pleuronectidae. The transcript is spliced from 10 exons. Gene Ontology annotation, molecular function: protein domain specific binding; phospholipid binding. Bases 285 to 1433 code for a protein of 382 amino acids.
AUAGAGGAUUAUUCUCGGGGCGUCCGGAACAAACGCAUUAAGAAUUAACCCCCACUGUCGCCAUGUUAUUAAAAAAACACUAUUAACUAUUUAAUUUGUUGAUUUAGUUUCUGGUGGCGGACUGAGGACCGAGGGCACGUCGGUCCCCUGUGAGAGGCGCACGGACUGGGAUGUACCGUUAGCUCGCUGUUAGCUUCCUCGCUAGCCUCCUCGCUAGCCUCCCCCCGGACGGCUCCGCUGCAGAGACCGGACCCAGAUCACCGCCAGACACCGACCAGUGCAUUAUGACAGAAAGCAUUAUGAGUAAAGCUGCCACAAUGGAGAUUCCUAUCAACAGCAACGGGGACACGGGGACACUCACAGAAGACGACAGCCUGGAACAGGCUGCAAAUCUGCAGUGGAGCUUAGAUGAGAAAGUAGGGAGCUCCAGAGGCACCAGGGACCUGCAGCAGGUGAUGGUGUCGGGUCCCAACCUGAAUGAGACCAGCAUCGUGUCGGGGGGGUAUGGAGGAACAGCCGAGGGGAUCAUCCCCACCAGCUCAAUCAAAGGGCCGGCUGUGCACUACAAUGCAGAGUUUAACAAAAGGAUCCCAGUUACAGGAUUAGGUCCCAACAUGCACCACAGCAGCAGCAGCUCGUCGAUGACGGCGGACGAGAUGAGCCGCGGUGUGGCUGUGGAGAAACUAGAAACAGUGAAGAAGUGGGGUUACAACACAUACAAGUGCACGAAGCAGAUGAUCUCGGAGCGGUUCGGUCGGGGGUCCCGGACUGUGGACCUGGAGCUCGAGGCCCAGAUCGAGGUGCUGAGAGACACUAAAAAGAAAUAUGAGAACAUGCUGCGAUUGGCCCGAGCGCUGACCAACCACUUCUACAACAUGGUGCAGACGCAGCACGCGCUGGGCGACACGUUCGCUGACCUCAGCCAGAAAUCUCCAGAGCUACGAGAUGAGUUUGGCUACAACGCAGAGACUCAGAAGUUGCUGUGUAAGAAUGGGGAGACUCUACUCGGUGCCGUUAACUUCUUCGUGUCGAGCAUCAACACACUAGUCAACAAGACCAUGGACGACACCCUGAUGACUAUCAAGAUGUAUGAAAAUGCCAGACUGGAGUUUGAUGCCUACCGGUCGGACCUGGAGGAGCUGAGUCUUGGUCCCAGAGACGCUGUAGCCAUGGCUCGUAUAGAUGCGGCUCAGCAGCAGUACCACGUGCAUAAGGAGAAGUAUGAACGCCUCCGCUCAGACGUCAUCAUUAAACUCAAGUUCCUGGAGGAGAAUAAGGUGAAAGUGAUGCAUAAGCAGCUCCUGCUCUUUCAUAACGCCAUCUCGGCGUACUUCGCUGGCAACCAGCAGCAGCUGGAGCAAACGCUGAAGCAGUUCAACAUCAAGCUGAGACCCCCAGGGGCCGAGCAGCCGUCCUGGCUGGAGGAGCAGUGAGAGGCGCCUGCUGGGCCUCACUCAGCCUCCGAUCGACCACCUCCACCUGUUAACCUGUUGAAACCCCCCAACUUACAGAGGACCACUACAGAGAGAGACAUGCAGACAACUGGGUGGAUGAAGAGUGAAGAGGAGCGUGUGCCUGGAUGACUGGACUGAUGAAUUACAGGGUAUUAUUGGUGAAUGGUCUUAAAACAGCAGGAGAUAGCGCGGCCAGUCUCAUAAACAGUCAGGGGGGGGGGGGCUUCUAGUGCCUCUCGUCCCGACUUCCUUGUCUCACUUUAACCUUCUCCUUGUGCUUCUGUUCCCAGAGAAACUGUUCAUCUCCUCCUCCCUCUCUUACCCACUUCCCUCGACCCCCUCCUAUCAACACUACUUUGCCGUGUACGCUUGUGUUAGUCAUUGUUAUGGCUAUUGUUGUUCUCCUCAAGUGCUGAGUUCAAAUUCAACCCCACGUCACGCAGCGCAGAACCAGAGACGGACGAGUCGAGGAGAAACGGCUCAAAUCAUCCGACACAACGCGAAGGCAUCAAAACUCUUCCAACCCCCCCCUCCUCCUUGUGUGCCUCCUUGUAUAUGAGAAACAAAUCAAUGUACACGUGAAGGGGAUUUGUGUGUCACACUGGAAAGGAAAUGUGCAGAUAUUCUAACCAAGUACUGUUUCACUUUUGGAAAUAUUAUCAUAUGAUCAUUUGUAGCCUAAAAAAGGAAAAACGGUUUAGUUUAGUAUUUGUUAAAUUUGACUUUCAUCUCUUUUAUUUUCUAAUCAUUUCAGUUUAUUAUCGGUCGGCGUGCAGGACUGGAUGGCGUUAGAGCAGCGUGUGCUGGUGUGUAGACUGCGAGUGCUGCAGUGUUUAGUCUGUAAUUAUCAGAAAUAUUACACAUUUUAACCUGAAAAUAAUUCAACUCACACAGUAUCUUUGAUAAUUGUAUUUAAUUUGACAUGAGAGACGUGUUGUCGUGACUGAUGGAGACCUGUAGAGAUGGGCGUACGUUUCUGUUUAGGUUUAAUGGCGUCACUUCAUUAUUGAAUUGUUUAAAAGGAGGACUGUACAUUUUCUUUGGUUUUACAUAGAUUAUCUUUUGUGUUUUUUAAGUUUAUCUUUUGAGUUUACGAGAUCUUACAUUAAUAUCCAGGCCAGAGCCUGACGAUGUAGAUUUUUUAGGAAGUAAAACAUUUCCAGUAGUAAUAUAUUGAUUGGGUCUAUAUAAAUAUAUAUAUAUGUUUACACAACUUAGCAGUGAUUCCUAAGAUGUUGAUAUCAAACUCAAUUAAAGCCCAUUUUCCACUGGUACACUCACUAUGAAUAUGGAUUUAAUCGGCAUUUACUCCCGGCUCAAAUGACUCUGCAGUCGACUCAGGUUUUAAUCGGCUCUGAUCGGCAGUGAUGGAAAUGUGACACCAGGGUGAACUGACAUUAGAACAUGACGCACUGAGGAAAAGAAACAGACAAACUCCUCUUUUGGCAAUUAAAGGGGUUUACCAGCAUUUAAAACACCUGUGUAUACCUGAUAAUUGUGUUAAAGUUGUUAUAUGAAUAAAUAUAAUUGAGGCUUGAUAUUUUACAGCUUAACCAUACACUAUAUUACAAUUACAACCAAAUAUGUUGAACCUAAACUUGAAAAUUAACCUUUUUUUUUUUUGCGUAAAAUAUAAUCAGAAAUGUGCGUUGUUCUUUUCAUUAUCACUUAUUCGGAAAAAUAAGUUUUAAUAUCAGCAAACAAAGAAAUGCUCAUAUUAGCAGAUUUUUUUUUAUAGCCCAUCAUGUUGAGCUCUAAUCUAGAAUCAUAUCCUUCAGAAUAUAUAUCUGUUUGUUUACCUUUUCUUCACACUGAAGAUUUCUGUAGCUUCACGAUCACUAACGCUAAUAUUUCAAAAGAAACUCGAACUAGAUGAUGAUUUUCACACUAACGAUUCUUCAUUCGUUUUAUCUCCUGUGACUAAAACAUUGCUGUAGUAAGAUAAUAGCAAACAAUCAUGAAUUGUUGACAGUUAAGAGAAGGAAUCGCUGCGUAAUACAGAAUGUUUUAUGUCACUGUAUUUAUUAUGUUCAUAUGUGUUAAUCUGUCGGAACUUCCUAUUUGUGCAAAUUACUUUUAAUGUUUAUGAGUAAAUGAAGUUCACGGCAACACACAGAAUAUCCAAAUCUGGAAUUAAUCUACACCGAAAGAGAAAAGAAAUUCUGAGCUGAUGGAAUUGAAUUUCCUCAACGAAGACAAGUGACGAUUAUUCAGUGCAAUGAAUGUUGUACCAUUCUGUGUUUGGCUCCAGUCCUCCAGCUCCUUGUCUCCUUGGUAUUUGCAUGGCAGACAGAUCCAGUGUUGGUGCAGGAAAGUGAUGGAGGGAAAUGCAUUUAAUUUCAUCAAGAAUGGAUCCUACGAUGUAUUUCUCUGCUUGUGUUUUCUGAAUUAUUUCGUCAACUGGGUGUAUUUUAUUGUGGCUUAAAAAAACUUUUUGGGCUAAAGUUGCAGUUUCCCAGCUCCUGGUCUGUUUGACCGUCACUCAGCAAUAUUAACAAAAUGUGACUCUUCGUUUGUUUCCCAGACCCGCCCCCUUUGAAAUUCCUCAAAAUGAAGAUUUAUGAAAUGAGAUAUUUUAUUUGUGUACAAUCAAUAUUUUUUUUAGGUUGAGCUGGUGUGUUGUACAUGAUCGCACAUACUGGUAUUUAAGCUGAUAAAUGAAGUUGUGUCAUGGAUUGAUGUAGUACUCUGCCUUCAUUCCUCACUCCGACCUGAACAGUCCCAACUCACCCCAAGGGAACAAAAAUAAAAAAUACACGUUUUCAAAUGA